AUGGAACGGAUGCUUUAUAAAUGGUAUAAACGUCAAAAGAAUCUACCAGUUGGUGGUGAGAUGCUAAAAGAAAAGGCAAAAUUGUUGCACGAAAAACUAGAAGAGGAAGGAGGCUUCAAUGGUAGUUCUGGUUGGCUAGAUGGAUUCAAAUCACGUUUUGGUGUUCGGCUUCUUAAAAUCUGUGGAGAGAAACUAUCAUCCGAUCACAGCGCAGUUGCACCAUUCAAAAAUAAUUUUGCGAAGACUAUCCAUGAGCUUCAGCUAUCUCAGAACCAAAUUUAUAACGCUGAUGAGUCGGGUUUGUUUUGGAAGUUGUUGCCUGAAAAAACGUAUGUGGCUAGAGAAGAAAAAACCUCUCCAGGUAGAAAAGUUGAAAAAGCCAGAAUUACAUUCUUAGCAUGCACUAACGCUACUGGUCUUCACAAAAUUAAGCCGAUGAUCAUUGGAAAAUCCAAAAAACCUCGUUGCUUCAAAAAUUUUGACAUUCCUGUUGAUUACCGUAGCUCCAAGAAUGCAUGGAUGACUACCGAUAUUUUCAAAGAUUGGUUUCAUAACUUAUUUGUUCCUCAGGUGCAAGAUUUCUUACGAAAAGAAGGCUUGCCGAUAAAAGCUGUUUUACUACUCGACAACGCACCAUGUCAUCCUUCGGAGGCCUUAUUAAAAACAGAUGAUGGCUCUAUAUUCACAAUGUACAUGCCACCAAACGUGACACCGUUGAUUCAGCCAAUGGAUCAAAAUGCAAUUCGUGUUACAAAGCUGUAUUAUAGAAAAAGUCUCUUACGAUUAGCUGUUGGAAAAAAAGAUGUUUUGAAUUUCUUGAAGUCGUUAACUAUAAAGGACGCAGUUUCUUUAUUCGCAAUAGCAUGGAGUCAGUUAAAACCAGAUGUUAUAGAAAAAUGUUGGCGCAAUAUUUUACCACAGAUUUGUAUGUAUGACAUAGAAACACAAAGUUCAGAUGAAGAGGAAGAUACCCCUCUUAAUUUACUAAGAGACAAGUUUAGGCAGCAGCAAUUGGAAGAAAUAAAUGAAUUGCAAAACUUACUACAAAUUAUUAUCCCAGAGGCAACGCCGACUGUUACGGAUAUCAACACAUGGAACGCAAUUGAUGAUACAGUAGAGCUAAAUGAAAGUGAAUUAGAGCUAAUAACAUCUGAUGAAGAUGAAAUUGACGAACCUGAGAAUCAAACCAAAAUAACUGCGUCAGAAGCAAUUCAGAUUUUUGAUAAGGGGAUAGAGUGGGCUGAAGAAAAUACGUCUGACUAUUCAGAUAUCCUUGUUUUAAAAAAAAUGCGUGAAAGAGCUGUGCUGAAGGUGCUGGCAAAUAAAAAAAAACAGACAUUAUACGGAAACUGUUGUCAAAGUGUAUUUUUCUUGACGGGUAAAAUAUUGGAUUGUGUGAACAACCUGGUUUGCAUGGACAGUCUGUGCAAUAAUUAG
This is a messenger RNA of Eupeodes corollae, 1437 nucleotides long. RefSeq names its product jerky protein homolog-like. Gene Ontology annotation, cellular component: nucleus. Bases 1 to 1437 code for a protein of 478 amino acids. NCBI's taxonomy places the organism in Eukaryota, Metazoa, Arthropoda, Insecta, Diptera, Syrphidae. Gene Ontology annotation, molecular function: DNA binding. The record is from RefSeq and is a predicted model, not a curated record. The transcript has 4 exons.